ACCAGCCACGUCGCCAGUUUUCGGAGGUUGUCUAGUGCUAGUUGUACCUCCUCCGCCCUCACAAUGUCUGACAUGCUCAAGAAUGUGUUUGGCGGCGCCGCGUCGUCCGGUGCGGUCAAGCCCGACGAUGAAUUCGCGGACUUUGUCGAAGCCCCUCAGCCCUCUCCUGCCUCCAUCCUCGGUUCGUCGUCGACACCAGCUGCUUCGCCGAGCAAUGGAGCCGCCGUUCCCUACACGGCAUGGUACCGGGUGUGGGAGCGGACAUCGCCCAAGGACUUCAUGCAAGAAGCAAUGGUCCUGCCCUUCAUCAUUCUGAUCGUCGCCUUCCAUCUCUGGGGUACGCGGAAGAACCGACGCAAGGCCAAGCAAUGGGCCCAGGCUCACGCGACUGCUCUCCGGAACGAGUUUGCGGUGGUCGGAUUCGGUGGCCUCCACAACGGCGAGACUGCGACUCCCGAAUUGGACUCUGUGGACAGCGUGCUCAAGGAAAAGUCUCCUCAGGAGUUCAUCUCUUACGCGACGGGUCGGCAGAAUGUUGCCUUUGUUGACAUCUCGGUUAAGCUGCCUAAGCGGUACAACCCGGUGACCUACUGGAUGGACUAUGCGUUCAGCUUCUUCUGGGAGACCUGGCCUGCCCCCGCUGAGAAGAUCGAGGCUACUUCGUACGCGUUCGAUGGCAAGGAGAAGGAGCUGGUUCCUGUCCCCGCUAAGGAUUCGUCGUCUUUGAAGGUUAACAACUCGGCUUAUGAUGGGUUUAUCUGGGCUAUUGUGCACAAGAGCUGCAUGCGCAAGUUCCGUCAGGACCGCUACGAUGCUUCGAUCACUUUCACCAAGGAUAACGCCAAGCUGCCUCCCUGGGUGACUGUGAUGACGGAGAGUGCUGAGAUUACCGAGGCGCUUCUUACUCCGGAGUUGAUCAAGGCCAUUGAGCAGGCGGGUCAUGAGUUUGAGUACUUGAUUGUUACUGACCAGCCUACUGACAAGCCGAUGAAGAUCGAGGAAACCACCCCCAGAAAGCGUAUUAGCCUGUCGAUGAACAUUCCCUCCGCCUCCAAUGCCUACGCCAGCACCCUGCCGCUUUUCCAGCAAUUCCUCGGUUUCGCUGACAAGCUCGUUGCGUCCGCGCACUUCCGUGCUGAGGUGACGCGCAAGGUCCGGAACGUUCGUGAGGCUGAAAUCAAGAAGCUCCGCCGUGCCGAUGAGGAAGAAAAGGCCGAGGAACGCAAGAUUGCCGCGGAGAAGCAGAAGAAGGAAGAGCGGGAACGCAUUCUUCGGGGUAUGAAUGCGGAGGAGCAGCGCAAGUACCUCGAGCGCGAAAAGGGAAAGGAGAACAAACGUUCUACGAAGAAGGUCACUCGGAGGGCAUAGAUUCUUCGCGUUUUCUGCUUCAUUCUGUACAAUUCUUCUUCUUGAUGCUAUUUUUAUUGAGAAAACGUGGAGCGGGCUUGAAAAGCGAUUCGAUCUUGGCUCAUGUACCUUCAAUGUAUAUUAAUCUUAUUCGGGCAGGAGAUGCGGCAGGGGAUGUGUCUAUUACGGUCUUUUGUCCAGAAAUGAAUGUGUUUUAUGAGGCUAAUGCGCGCUCUUUUCCCCGAUGUGACAUCGGAUGUUAUCGGCGGUGACCUGAAUACGAGGACAACUAUUUUGUGCUCCGUACUUGAACAUGAAUACGAUGUCAGGUCCCUCCCUGUCGGUUAUGUGUUUCUCGCCGGUUGGGUAGAGUCUUUCCCGUUCCUCUUGGCCUGCAGCAUAAGCUAGAGAUAAGCAUAGUGA
This is a messenger RNA of Aspergillus glaucus CBS 516.65, 1770 nucleotides long. Its product is annotated as CCDC47 family protein. Gene Ontology annotation, molecular function: calcium ion binding. The transcript is spliced from 3 exons. The record is from RefSeq and is a predicted model, not a curated record. Gene Ontology annotation, biological process: endoplasmic reticulum calcium ion homeostasis. Gene Ontology annotation, cellular component: endoplasmic reticulum. Lineage: Eukaryota; Fungi; Ascomycota; Eurotiomycetes; Eurotiales; Aspergillaceae. The coding region runs from base 64 to 1368 and encodes 434 amino acids.